Messenger RNA from Manduca sexta (tobacco hornworm), 5844 nucleotides. RefSeq lists its product as uncharacterized. The transcript has 12 exons. NCBI's taxonomy places the organism in Eukaryota, Metazoa, Arthropoda, Insecta, Lepidoptera, Sphingidae. The record is from RefSeq and is a predicted model, not a curated record. Bases 275 to 5698 code for a protein of 1807 amino acids.
AUAAACAAUAAAUAUUCUGUCAGAUUAUUGUCAUUCAACAGAAAUUCGACCAUGAGUGCAGCAAAAUUCUAAAUUGUGAUAGUUUAUUUAGAAAUUUAUUUUCUCAGUUUUAUUAUUAUCGUAUGAGUAACCUUUUACGAGUAUAGAAAUUAUUAGUAAUUUUUGGCCCAUGCCCCACGCGGAAGACUGGCAAGCCUGCUACAGGCCGGACCUGUGCUACUCCUUCUUGAGAUUGCUUAAAAUGACGCAUAUUCCCCUGGAUCGUAGCUAAUGAAUGAUGGAGGGGGGCGACGGCAUGGUGGCCGUUGUGAGAGAGCUGCGGGAUGCUGGGCUUGCAGUGACACUGUUGGAAGGCAGCAGGCGGUAUACUCUCAUGCCUAACUCCGUUGCUCAUCCGCCGAUGCCGACGUGUAUCCACGUGUCGCGAGAUGUGCCGGAACCGAUACGUGCCACGUCUGAAGUAUGCACGGAGCCGCCGCUGCGCUGCGACUCCUCCGCGCAGGCCACCGACGGACGGUACGCUAGCAUCUAUAAGGUACAACACUGCAACGUCAGUCCGACCUCGCCGCAAAUUCAUCUCGCAGAGUUUCCGCCUCAACGUGCCGAGUUGACUCCCAGUAAGGAACAAAUUCAGAUAUUCUCUCAAAAUAACGGUCACGGUAACUUUGAAGUGGGCGGUACCGGCAGCGGUGAGAAGUACAGCCCAGUUAGACCGAGCACCCAGUUUAGAGGAGGCAUGUCCUGGCCUGACAGAGGAUCUGUAUGUGCUCCGCGGCCCUCGUACGAGCCCGACUCGUUCGCCAACUCCUUGAGGAAGUAUCCGAACAUGUCGCCACAGAGGUCCUCGGAAAUAGUCGAGAGGCUCGUCAACUACACGCAGGCCAAGCACGCGUCGAAAAUAUGCGCAAGAAGUCGUUUGUCACCAACCAGAUUGUCAGAAUGCAACUCCAAUCAUACGCUUGAUAGAGAUUCUAGAGCCUCGCCCACGCGCCACAGGGGCUACGAGCCCGAAGUGACUAUACGACCUAAAGUGAAGACCGAUGAAUCACCCACCAGAGAGGGAAGGCCGAAGAGGUGUGAUAUGUGUUUGGAGUUGAAUACUUCUCCCUUUUGCAAGAACUUUGAGGUCCGGUGCUUACGGGAUAUGUCGAAGCGGACACGGGAAAGUCUUAAACACUCGACAGGACAGCCUUGCUACUUGAACGGAGGGACGAUACGCGAUCAUUGUUCAGACGAACACCAGAGCCGGGCCCGAAACAAAGCCACGGAUACAACUUCAGUGGAGAUUCAAGCAGUUGUUGAAAUGAUGUCCAGAGAAGUAGCGACCUUGCCGCGUGUGGAGCCGUCUAAGAGAAAUGUAGCCGUCCCUCUGUCGCCGAUAUGCUCCAUCACCCAGCGCUGCCCAGAAGUACCAGUCGCGGUCGGUUCCACAGGGUCUGCCUUCAAAUCAGUACAAACAAUCUCAACAAAUAUCACCAAGAAAACCCGCAAGUUCGUUCAAGCCACGUCAAGCUCUAUAGAGUUGCUGAGCGCUGUCGAUAGACGGCAGUGCAAUGAACGCAGUGGAAGAAAGAGCAAGUCACAGGAAGAAAUACGAACACGAAAAGAAGACUUCAGAAAAGAAAUGCUACAACUAUUGCAAAGCAUAGACUGUCACGGUGAUGAAGUGUAUCAAGCUUUUAGGGAUGAGCUUGUCAGGAAAAUUAAAAAGAAUCGACGAAAACUCAAUUUGGGUAUCGAAGAUCAUGCUAAAAGCGUUCCCUUCUGGUUUAAAGCCAGACCAACCUGUAGGCACUAUGUAAACAAUUGUAGAUCAGCCAAAAACCCUGAUAUUUUUAAAGGCCACACAAGAAACAUCGGUGUACCAAACGACGACAGCCUCCAAAACACUGUCAAAGACUGGUUACGAGAAAUACACACAAAGAACUCAGAACUUCUUGAACGACUCAGUUUAGAUCAUAUAGUCAGCUCCCUAGCUGCAAAGUUAAGACAACUAUGUUUCAAUUCCGAAGAAAUAUCAAAAUCUGAAAUAAUGCAAAUGAUUGAACAAGUGACGUUCGACGCGAGCGAUAGUGAUAGAAAUGUUCAAUUGAAUAAUCUAGCAGACGCACUGACUAACAAGAUUAAAGACGUUCUAUAUACUAACUCCAGACAAUUUAACAGACACAAGCAACGCGAAAGGACAACCCAAAAUAAAAAGUUUGACUAUUUUCCUUUUAGAAAACUUAUACAACCUACUGAAGAAGAAGUAAGAGGUUUCGUCAAGGAGGAGUUACUGAUGUUUAUGAAUAAGUUUAAUUUAAAUUUAAAUGCAAAAAGCAUCCAAGAUGUCGAGACGGAGGUUAUAGACGUUCUGAUAGAUUCCAUUGAUGAGUUGCAAUGGGGAGAUAACGAUAAAGUUAAAGAAGAGGUAGCAAUAUCAUUACGGGAAACAAGUCAACUACCGGAAUGUUAUUUUAUUUGUCUGGCUGACACUUUGGUAAAACGUUUCAAGAGUUUUAUGCGUACUUUUAGUGCACUUAAUAUGGAAAAAGUUAAGCGACAAACGUUUGUAGUACUCCAAAACACAGUACAGAACGCGUCAAUUCAACUAAAUGAACCAGAAAAUACUAGUAACAGUCCUGGAACUGAGGCUGAUGAGGAGGCCCUCAUAGAACAGUACACAAGUCAACUUACACAAAUAAUUGAAGCUUGGUGGACAAGUAUACUUGGAGCUGAUGAAAACGAAAAAGGUUUUAGAGAAGUUGCAAUCAAUGAUUUAGCUGGGGAUAUAGUGGACAGGCACAGAUUCCUUGGCAUGAAUAAUUCUAUAAUCUCGUCGAAUGAAGAGGAGAUUGAGUAUUUAAAGUUUCAAAUAUUUCGAUGGAUUAACAAGUUAGUAGGGGAUGAAGCUAUGCAACAAGCACUCGACCGGGCACCAGAAUUGAUGGCGCAGAUACAAAGAAUACCAGUACCGGCCAUGAGCUUGCAAGAUAGUCUAGUGAGAUCACGAGUCGUGGUAGAACGCCCUCGAAGUCCUGUCCCUACAAAAAGUACAAGUCCAGCUAAAGCUGCACCAAAUAAGCCUGGUUAUAAUUUCGUCCAAAUUCCUAUGCAAAGGUCCGCAAGUCGUGGUGACAGCAUUUCUGGUGGCUUAAGAAAACGCGGAGCAACGGGCAGACGAAUGAGUGAACCAGCAUCAUAUUCAAUAAACCAGGUAGGACCUGGAGUUAGUGGGGUGUCUCGGGGUAGACGAUUGAGUACUCCUGCGAAUAUGGGAGCUACCAGAGAAAGUCCAAUUGUGCCAUCAAUACCAAAAAUUACCAAAGAUUUUGAACAUUAUUUAGAUGAGUGGAUCACCCAAAUCCCUAUCGCCGCGAAUAACCCACAAGAACAAGAACGAGCAGAAAAACUAAAGCGUAACAUACGCAAUGGUGUGUUGAUGGCUUUGGCUAAGGCAGAAAUAGAUUCAGCGACAUCCAGCAACGAAUUUUAUUUACAAGACUUUUUUGAAGAAGAAUUGGAGAAUUUGCUGUCCUCGCUCCCAUCUUCCCAAGAACUAACUUCAAAAAAAAUGUUACUAAAAGCAAAUCUAAUUGAACGCGCCAGAGACACAAUAAAAGCAAUAAUAAAUGCAAAUGUUUCCACCUCUUAUAGGUAUCGACUAUGGGAUGCUAUAUCAUCCAGCUUGCCUCAGCGACCUGUGGUCGACGAUAGAAUUAAGAGCGCUGCACAUUUAUUUGAGGAGUUCUUGAAAUUGAAUAUCGCCGAGGACUAUGUACUAUACAAAUUACACCAUGAAAUGGACUUACCCAAAACAAUUGCAUACAAAGAUAAAGUGUUAAUAACUUUACGGAAACUCUACGAUAAUGCACAACUAUUACCAGGCGGCGACCGCAUCACCGCCCUCGAUCCUAACACUUUUGCUAAUAAUAUAUAUAAUGCUAUGGUAAAGGUGAAUGUACCUCCAGAGGAUAUCCUACAAAACGAGGGUGACCAAAUAGUUUUAGGUCACGAAAUUGCACAAUGGUUGCAAGAUCUACCGAUCACGCAGAGUGAUGCUCAUUUGGACCAGUUACAAAAAAGAAGACUUCGUGAUUCACUCGCGAAGAAAAUCUAUGAGAUAGAAAAACAAACUAAUUUGUGUGACAACUCAGCUAUGAGACAAGUGAAGAACGAAUUGACAAAGUUCCUUGAAAAAUUCUCUCCCCGACCUGAAGAAGCAGGCAACCUGUCAUUUUUGAUAGACGAAUUCAUUAAUAGAUUGAAAAAUAGACGUAAAAUUGUUCAUGCACCUACUUCUUUUCCAUGGUUUUUUAAGCAAGUACCUUUUUCUUCGUCUUUUGUGGAUCAUAGUGGUCCAAUUAGCCUAAUAGAAAGUCUAGAUGAUCCUUACGUAACUAUGGCGCCAGCUGAAGCAGGUAGACCAAGUAUGGUGGGUGCGGACCUUUUACCACAAGCCUUGCCUGUCAAGGAACCAACUAGUGCGCAAUGGCUCACCUUGUUAAACACUCAAGAACAACUACAGCGUGACAGAGAGGCCCGGGAAGCGCAGUCGCAACAAAUUCCACCUUGCUGCCAACCGGCCACCCACAGUAGUCUUAGUUCACAACCUAAAGGCGGUCACCUUGGACAGUACCAACAAGUGCUAUACCAAGACCCUCCAAAUGUACAACAGCUUACAAUGAUAGGGACACAAGAGCGAAUAGAGCGUGAAAAGAAAGCACUUGAGGCCCAAGCACAAUCGCAACAAAUCCCCUCUUGCUGCCAACCAGCCGGUGCUCCUAGUCCAAGGGCAUAUGGAUCCAUCGGGCCUGGUGUCGUCGGACCCACCUCAAGAAACUUACACACGCGUCAGAUCGCAGGAACAACCUAUGAAUCACUGGCUGGUCCUAGAAGACAAUUUGGAGCCUCACCAGCUGCGCCCAGUACGCAAUCGGAAAUGAGACGCCUAGUUGACCUACAAGACCAACGCUUGUCUAUGAUGCAAAGUGCCAUUCCAGCAGUUCACCCUGGUCCUAGUGGCGUGGCCUCUUUUGUUCCCUCUCAAGCACAACCAGUAAUUCAGAUGCCAACUGUUUCAAAUAUGAACGGUAUUUUUAGCACUAGCCAAAUGGCGGGGCCUAGUGGAGUGGCGGGUUCUAAUUUAGCAAAACCUAAAGACCCCACCAUCGGAGGCACGCCUCUAAUGCAGCGUUCAGUCCGUCCACGGCAAAUUGGAUCUCCUCAACAUGUCACAAGCAGUAGAUCCCCUACUAAUCAAAGCCAGUUACAAUUUGCAGCACCGUUGGCCCAAGAAGAAGCGGUGUUCACUCCCAGACAUGAUCUUGAGGAUAUCUCCGAACAGAAUAUAUCGCGCCCAGUGCUGUCGCUUCUAGAUAUGAGCAAUCAACCACCUGUAGGGUUUUCAACGCCUCGUCAAUCACUAGCGGGCCGACCUGGCAUGCCUGAGCUUCCCGAUCAAGGAAAUAUUCCGGGGGCGCCAAGAGCGAGAAGAAAGAGAACACGCGAAGGCGACGCGUUGCGAGCUGAUGUAGCUCGCAGGAGGCUGGACCUCGAGGAAGUGGAAGAAGAGGAGGAGCGAGAGAGAGACGAAGUGCAGUGCAGAUGCACAGAGCGCGUAUACCGCUGCAGGCGACGGCGGCCGAUGUGCUGCGACUGUGAGGACAUGGACUAUCCGAGAUACUUCCCCAUGCCGUAUCCGUAUUGCUUCUAUUAACGAUAUUAGCGUGUUUACGACAAACGUGUAUUACUUGCAUUUUGAUCGCUUACUCUUAUCACAGAAUAAUUUUUAGUGUCACAUAUUGUUUUGUUUUCUAUGUAACAUUGCUUCGUUUAAUAUCAUGACAAGUAACACUAUCGUCA